AUGGCCAGACAAGAGCAAGUCCUCCAGCUUGAGCCACCACACGAACUGAAAUUUAGAGGUAAGACGGCAGGGCCGGACAGUUUGGUCUGCAAGUAUUUGACCAUCGUUCCAAGCUAGCUAAUGCAUUAACAGUAGUGUUGUUGAUAACUAAACAAUGGGUCUGCACACGGUGUAUCAUAUUUCAUAUUUGGUUUCUAGAGUAGUGACAAGCGAAGCGACAUUGUAUACCGACGUCUUCUACCUACCGAUGCUAACAGGCUAAUGGCUAGCUAUUUUAGCCUGCAAUGUAAAGCCAGGCCCUGGUAAUUUUCUCAAUCAAUUUUAGUUGCAUGUUAUUCAGUCAUAAUCACGAUCUCCCUUACUUGCGAGUCAGCUUUUGGCACCAUAAAUUAAGAUAUUUCUGAUAUAGCUACUACUAGCUAGCUAAAUGAAGUAUAAUUAAUUAAUUAAUUUAUAGUACUUUCUGAGGUUAGGGCGACACUAGGGAUAUUUCCAUUUCACAAUUACCUUUAUGGAUACAUAUAAGUGUUUUCUCAAUCCGUUCGUGGGACACAUUUGUUUCAGCCCUGACCACACACAUGAACAAGCCCUUGAUUAGUUGAAUCAGGAGUGUUAUUGUUAGGCAGAAACUGUGCACCUCCCAGAGGAAUUGAUUGAGAAAUACUGCAGAGAAAAGUGACUGUUGACAAUUGUCAGGCACAGGAUCAAUGAGUUUGAGCCGAAUUGUAAGGUUCUGAGUAGGACCAUUUUACCGCUUGUAAUGGAAUGAUUGAACAGGCUAUAAUUGAUGAAUGGAUUUGAGAAUUAUAUUAGGGCUGUCCCCGACUAAAAAUAAUCUUGGUCAACCGAGAGUCAUCUGUUCUUUCGACCAAUCGAUUGGUCGACAUUUUAAAACGUUUAUUUUUCCAUAUAUAUAGACACAUCCUAUGUGUUUUAAUCAAAUAAACUAUAUGCACUGAGCUUGUCUGAUGCUUUAAGCGCUGUGUUUGAUGAAAUAAUUAAGACACACAAAUGACUAGAGGGAGUCAGACCGCAAUUGAUUUGAUUGUGCCAGGCCGGGCUCAGACUUGCUGCGCUGUAUAUAUAUAUAUAUAUAUAUAUAUUUUAAAGAGAGUGACUGUGUGACUAGCACCGGUUGUCUCUCCCUCCUCCCUGCUGCAGCGACCACCACAGAACACCAACAGUGUUUAUCACGCUGUCAGUCUUGCUGAAGCUGCAACAUAAUUACAGCCAUUUCUGACUGAAGAGUUUUGUUACCGAAAUCCCUCAUUUGUUUAGGAAAAACAUUCCCUCAACCCUUGGCCUUGCUCUCUUUACGUGACACGUUUGCAUCGCAUGGACAUGACCAAUCGGGCCUGACCUAUAGCAUAUCAUAAUCACAUCAAUAAAUUGGUUAUAAUAAACUCUGAACACCGUAACACAUUUGACAGCAAAAUGGAUGCAGAGGAUGUGACAAAUAAUCUUGAAACUGGGGAAUGUUCACUGGUUGCUCAGGAGGUAAAGGGGAAGUCAGAUGUGUGGAAUACAUUUGACUAGUAGUGGAAAAUACUGGAGAUUAAGAAAAAUAAGGAGCAAGCGCUGUGUUCAUAUUAUGUGUGCCAGACAGGUGCAGUUAGAUUACUAUAUAAUUUUUCUGACCGUUUGGAACAAUGUAAACAACACUAAAUAAAAAGCAUACCAGAGAGUCUGUUGUAAGUUUUUCAUUUUUUUGUAAAGUCUUUAUUACAGUAAAGACUCAAAACGGUCACAUGCAUUUGUGAAUGCAAUUGCCGAAGUGGAACGGUUUAUUUAUUGUUUACGCUAAUUAUUCAAGGAUCGCUUUGUUAUUUUAUUUAAAAACUAAAAUGCUUGAUUGCAUUUCAAAUCAUGAAUGACUCAUAUGCUGUGUGAUGACAUGAACGCAUGAAUGAUUGAUUGAUGCAGUAGCCAAAAUACAGUGCAUUCGGAAAGUAUUCAGACCCCUUGACUGUUUCCACAUUUUGUUACGUUACAGCCUUAUUCUAAAAUGGAUUAAAUACUUCCCCUCCCUCAUCAAUCUACACACAAUACCCCAUAAUGACGAAGCAAAAACAGGUUUUUAGAUUUUUGUUGCAAAAAUAUGAAAAAUAAAAAACAUAUCACAUUUACAUAAGUAUUCAGACCCUUUACUCAGUACUUUGUCGAAGGACCUUUGGCAGCGAUUACAGCCUUGAGUCUUCUUGGGUAUGACGCUACAAGCUUGGUACACCUGUAUUUGUGGAGUUUCUCCCAUUCUUCUCUGCAGAUCUGCUCAAGCUCUGUCUAGGGCCACGUUAAAUUGAUAGCACUGCUGUCGCUGUUACAUUAGCACGGCUACAGAUUUGAUAGCUGGCUAGGUUUUUAUAAGGUUGGAUGGGGAGUGUCGCUGCACAGCUAUUUUCAGGUCUCUUCAGAGAUGUUCGAUUGGAUUCAAGUCCGGGCUCUGGCUGGGCCACUCAAGGACAUUCAGAGACUUGUCCCGAAGCCACUCAUGCAUUGUCUUGGCUGUGUGCUUAGGCUCUGGAGCAGGUUUUCAUCAAGGAUCUCUAUUUUACUCCAUUCAUCUUUCCCUCGAUCCUGACUAGUCUCCCAGUCCCUGCAGCUGAAAAACAUCCCCACAGCAUGAUGCUGCCACCACCAUGCUUCACCGUAGGGAUGGUAACAGGAUUCGUCCAGACGUGACGCUUGGCAUUCAGGCUAAAGAGUUCAAUCUUGGUUUCAUCAGACCAGAGAAUCUUGUUUCUAAUGAUCUAAGAGUCUUUAGGUGCCUUUUGGCAAACGUCUAGCUGUCUCACGUGCCGUUUACUGAGGAGUGGCUUCCGUCUGGUCACUCUACCAUAAAGGCCUGAUUGGUGGAGAGCUGCAGAGAUGGUUUCCUUCUGGAAUGAUCUCCCAUCUCCACAGAGGAACUCUGGAGCUCUGUCAGAUUGACCAUCGGGUUCUUGGUCACCUCCCUGACCAAGGCCCUUUUCUCCAGAUUUCUCAGUUUGGCUGGGCGGCCAGCUCUAGGAAGAGUCUUGGUGGUCCAAACUUCUUCCAUUUAAGAAUGAUGGAGGACACUGUGUUCUUGGGGACCUUCAAUGCUGCAGACAUUUUUUGGUACCAUAGCAAAGGGUCUGAAUACUUAUGUAAAUAUGGUAUUUCUGUUUUUAAUUUUUAAUAAAUUAGCAAACAUUUCUAAAAACCUGUUUUCACUUUGUCAUUAUGAGGUAUUGUGUGUAGAUUGAUGAGGAUUUUUAUUUAAUCCAUUUUAGAAUAAGGCUGUAACGUAACAAAAUGUGGAAAAAGUCAAGGGGUCUGAAUACUUUCUGAAUCCACUGUAAGUAUUGAAUAUAGGCCUAAGCAAGUUACAGUAUUUAGACUAAACAGGAUGCGCUGUUAGGCCUACAGCUCGAUGGUAGUUAUACAAGGCUGCUAUAAACUACUAAGCCUACUAAUGAUAAUGACAUUACUUAUUAUAAUGAUGAUGAUCAUAAUAGUAAUAAUAACAAUAAGGAGAUCAAUAAAAAGUUGACAAUUUGGAACAGUGUAGACAACACUAAAUACAUUAAGUAAUACCAGAGAGGCUGUUCUAACAAGAAAAAAAGUGUACAACUUUUAUUACAACAUGGCAAAGAUUAAAAACAGCCGAAUUUGUGAAAUUGUUUAUCCGACAUGUUGUAGUGCAUGAGGCUUGGUGCUCACAGAAUCAGUAGGCUAUUAAACAAACACUCAAACAGGCAACACAAGCAGGAUCUAUCUUAUUUCUGUACAUACACUACAUGACCAAAAGUAUGUGGACACCUGCUCGUCGAACAUCUCAUUCCAAAAUCAUGGGCAUUAAUGUCCCCCCUUUGCUGCUAUAACAGCCUCCACUCUUCUGGGAAGGCUGUCCACUAGAUGUUAGAACAUUGCUGCGGGGACUUGCUUCCAUUCAGCCACGAGUAUUAGUGAGGUCGGGCACUGAUGUUGGGUGAUCAGGCCUGACUCGCAGUCAGUGUUCCAAUUCAUCCCAAAGGCGUUCAAUGGACAAACCAUUUCUGUAUGGACCUCGCUUUGUGCACAGGGGCAUUGUCAUGCUGAAACAGGAAAAGGCCUUCCCCAAACUGUUGCCACAAAGUUGGAAGCACAGAAUAUUCUAGAAUGUCGUUGUAUGCUGUAGUGUUAUUUCCCUUCAAUAGAACUAAGGGGCCUAGCCCGAACCAUGAAAAACAGCCCCAGACCAUUAUUCCUCCUCCACCAAACUUUACAGUUGGCACUAUGCAUUGGGGCAGGUAGCGUUCUCCUGGCAUCCACCAAACCCAGAUUCGUCCAUCGGACUGCCAGAUAGUGAUGUGUGAUUCAUCACUCCAGAGAACGCAUUUCCACUGCUCCAGAGUCCAAUGGCAGCGAGCUUUACGCCACUCCAGCCGACGUUUGGCAUUGAACAUGGGGAUCUUAGGCUUGUGUGCGGAUGCUCGGCCAUGGAAACCCAUUUCAUGAAGCUCCCGACGAACAGUUAUUGUGCUGAUGUUGCUUCCAGAGGCAGUUUGGAACUCGGUAGUGAGUGUUGCAACCAAGGACAGACGAUUUUUACGCGCUACGUGCUUCAGCACUUGGCAGUCCCGUUCUGUGAGCUUGUGUGGCCUACCACUUCUCGGCUGAGCCGUUGUUGCUCCUAGAUGUUUCCACUUCACAAUAACAGCACUUACAGUUGACCGGGGCAGUUCUAGCAGGGCAGAAAUUUGAAGGACUUACUUGUUGGAAAGGUGGCAUCCUAUGACAGUGCCAAGUUGAAAGUCACUGAGCUCUUCAGUAAGGCUAUUCUACUGCCAAUGUUUGUCUAUGGAGAUUGCAUGGCUGUGUGCUCGAUUUUAUACAUCUGUCAGAAAUGGGUGUGGCUGAAAUAGCCAAAUCCACUAAUUUGAAGGGGUGUCAAGAUACUUUUUUAUUCCAGUGAAGGGAAAUCUUAACGCUACGCUACAGCAUACAAUGACAUUCUAGACGAUUCUGUGCUUCCAACUUUGUGGCAACAGUUUGGGGAAGGCCCUUUCCUGUUUCAGCAUGACAAUGACCCCAUGCACAAAGCGAGGUCCAUACAGAAAUGGUUUAUCGAGUUCAGUGUGGAAGAACUUGUCUGGCCUGCACAGAGCCCUGACCUCAACCCCAUCGAACACCUUUGGGAUGAAUUGGAACGCUGACUGCGAUCCAGGCCGAAUCGCCCAACAUCAGUUCCGACCUCACUAAUGCUCUUGUGGCUGAAUGGAAGCAAGUCACCUCAGCAAUGUUCCAACAUCUAGAGGAAAGCCUUCCCAGAAGAGUGGAGGCUGUUAUAGCAGCAAAGGGGGUACCAACUCCAUAUUAAUGCCCAUGAUUUUGGAAUGAGAUGUUCGACGAGCAUGUGUCCAGAUACUUUUGGUCAUGUCGGUUAUCUGUUGUCUAUUCUCUCCAUCUUUUCCAGGUCCAUUUACAGAUGUCGUCACAGCCACCCUGAAGCUUGGCAACCCAACAGAUAGAAAUGUGUGUUUUAAAGUGAAGACGACAGCGCCUCGUCGAUACUGUGUCCGUCCAAACAGUGGCAUCAUUGACGCAGGCACCUCCAUCAAUGUAUCUGGUUGGUAUCUUUUUGUUUGAUUAUAGGUGAUUGUAGCUGAAUAAUCUCAGGAACUAAUAGUAUGUUGAGCUGGUCAACGGAAGGUAACACGUUGCUAAGAGUUUGCUCGAUGCCAUUUGUCUGCUUUGUUUUGCAGUUAUGCUACAGCCUUUCGACUAUGAUCCCAAUGAAAAGAGCAAACACAAAUUCAUGGUGCAGUCCAUGCUUGCUCCAUACGACAUGACUGACAUGGAAGGGGUGGUAAGUGUCCAAAUGGAAUGUGGUAAAUCAUGAUCUGAUGAUCACAGUAAGUCUAUUCAAUCUUCUAGUUCAGACUUACUGUCUCAAGCCUCUACUUGUUUAGGCGUUGCAAGUGGGACAAAUGUGCUGACAGGAUAUGCUUCUCUUAUGAGUGUCAUAGAGUCCCUAUUUGGGUGUGGUCAUCUUGGUGUUCCUUUAUUAUUCCGUUUUCUGUCUGCACUCCCCCUCUUCUUCUCUUUCUCUCUGUCAUUCUUUCUAUCGUUCUGUCCUCCUUCUGGCUGACAGUGGAAAGAGGCAAAGCCAGAGGAGCUGAUGGACUCCAAGUUGAGAUGUGCAUUUGAGCUGCCGCUAGAGAAUGACAAAACUGUAAGUAUCUCCUACAUCACAUCAUUGCAUGUUUUUGUUUUUUUCUCGAUAUUCCUUCCCUCAUAGAUUUCAUCGUACAGUGUAAGAUUAAUUCAGAGCACCUUCAUUCCAUUCACAAAUAGAUCCUGAAUGAUUCGAUCAUCUCCACUCUAUUGCAUCUUUGAAACAGCCGUUGCCAUGUUUUGUUUUUUAUUUUGUGCUUCUCAUCCCCAUUCUGUUAUUCAUCUGCAUGUUUCUGUCUCCUCCACUCCUCUCCACAGCAUGACAGUGAAAGCAACAAAUAUGUGUCCACUACCCCCAUAAAGUCAGAGCUCUCCUCACUCCCUAAGUCGGCCAGCUCCUCCCUGGAUGACGGCGAGGUGAAGAAGAUCAUGGAGGAGUGCAAGAGGCUGCAGAUGGAGGUCCAGAGGCUACGGGAAGAGAACAAACAGAUCAGGGUGAGUCUCAAAUGUCCCUAGAACCCACAACAAUCAGAUCUGUUCUACACAGUGCAUUUGAUUUGCUCCAUCUGUAACAAUGCAGACUUACUUAACAGGCCUCUUAUUUGAGAUGGGUAAUUGACUGAUUUGAGAUCAGUAACUGCUUUUCACUGUUAUUGCUCAAAAACAGCUGUUCUAUAUUCAACAUGGUUUGACUGACAUUUGGCCUGUGACUCCUUCCCUCUACCCAGGAGGAUGAUGGUCUGCGGAAGAGGAAGGUCACGUCUAUGGCAUCCUCCCCCCACUCCUCUUCCUCACAGGCCAUGAUAAGGGAAGAGGGCCUGAGUACCCGCGUGCUGGCGCUCUGCGUGCUGUUCUUUGUCAUCGGAGUCAUCAUCGGGAAAUUGGCCCUGUAG
Messenger RNA from Coregonus sp. 'balchen', 7010 nucleotides. NCBI's taxonomy places the organism in Eukaryota, Metazoa, Chordata, Actinopteri, Salmoniformes, Salmonidae. The record is from the annotation of a GenBank genome assembly.